This is a messenger RNA of Saimiri boliviensis boliviensis (Bolivian squirrel monkey), 6813 nucleotides long. NCBI's taxonomy places the organism in Eukaryota, Metazoa, Chordata, Mammalia, Primates, Cebidae. The record is from RefSeq and is a predicted model, not a curated record.
ACAGGCUAGAGCCACCGCGCCCGGCCGAUUUCCUUCCCUUUUCAAGAGCUAUGUUGGUGGUGUAUGUCAAACUAAAGGAGGUAACAGAAUGGACUCUUGGGACAAAUAUGAUUUCGUUGGAGUUUCCACUCCCAUCUUGAACUAGUGGUAUAAUCUACGAAAGCAGUUCUCAAAGUGUGGACAGAUGACCCGCGGGGAUCUCCUUGUACCCUUUCAGGGGAGCCUCAAGGUCAUAACUAUUUUCAAAAUAAUAGAUGACAUUUUUUUUCAGACACACUGAUGGUUCGAAGCAAUGCUGGAUAAAACUCCUGGUAGUACCUUAGCACAAAGCAAGUCAGUGGCACCAAACUACUUACUUGAGAAUGCCCUUGAAGCAGUAUGUACUGGCAGUAAAUUGAAAACGUUAGAUACCAAAUUCUUCAUUUCUGGAUUCUUCAUCUUCAUUUCUGGACUUUACAGCUAUGAAAGAACAAGACAGAGGAAUUCAGAGCUUCAAGAACCAACAUGGCGGACACCGAUCUGUUCAUGGAAUGUGAGGAGGAGGAGUUGGAGCCAUGGCAGAAAAUCAGUGAUGUCAUUGAGGACUCUGUAGUUGAAGAUUAUAAUUCAGUGGAUAAAACUACCACAGUUUCUGUGAGCCAGCAGCCAGUCUCGGCUCCAGUGCCCAUCGCUGCCCAUGCUUCUGUUGCUGGGCACCUCUCUACAUCCACCACCGUUAGUAGCAGCGGGGCACAGAACAGCGACAGUACAAAGAAGACUCUUGUCACACUAAUUGCCAACAACAAUGCUGGCAACCCUCUGGUCCAGCAAGGUGGACAGCCGCUCAUCCUGACCCAGAAUCCAGCCCCAGGUCUGGGCACAAUGGUUACUCAACCAGUAUUGAGGCCUGUUCAGGUCAUGCAGAAUGCCAACCAUGUGACUAGUUCCCCUGUGGCCUCACAACCAAUAUUUAUCACUACGCAGGGAUUUCCUGUAAGGAAUGUCCGGCCUGUACAAAAUGCAAUGAAUCAGGUUGGGAUUGUGCUGAACGUACAGCAAGGCCAAACGGUUAGACCAAUUACACUAGUCCCAGCCCCAGGUACCCAGUUCGUUAAGCCGACAGUUGGAGUUCCGCAAGUGUUCUCUCAGAUGACCCCUGUGAGGCCAGGCUCCACAAUGCCUGUGAGGCCCACCACCAACACCUUCACCACCGUCAUCCCGGCCACUCUCACCAUUCGAAGCACCGUUCCACAGUCCCAGUCCCAGCAGACCAAGUCCACUCCCAGCACUUCCACCACUCCCACUGCCACACAGCCAACCUCACUGGGGCAGCUAGCUGUUCAAUCUCCAGGCCAGUCAAACCAGACCACGAAUCCCAAGCUAGCUCCCUCCUUCCCCUCUCCACCUGCAGUGAGCAUUGCCAGCUUUGUCACUGUGAAGCGACCUGGCGUUACCGGUGAAAAUAGCAAUGAAGUGGCCAAAUUGGUGAAUACCCUUAACACCAUCCCUUCCUUGGGCCAGAGUCCUGGGCCAGUGGUGGUAUCCAACAACAGCUCUGCUCAUGGCUCUCAAAGAACCAGUGGACCUGAAUCUUCAAUGAAAGUGACCUCUUCCAUACCAGUAUUUGACCUCCAGGAUGGUGGACGGAAAAUAUGUCCACGAUGUAAUGCUCAAUUUCGUGUUACUGAAGCUUUGAGAGGUCACAUGUGUUACUGUUGCCCAGAAAUGGUUGAAUACCAGAAGAAAGGAAAGUCCCUGGAUUCAGAACCCAGUGUCCCAUCAGCAGCAAAGCCCCCAUCCCCUGAGAAAACAGCUCCUGUUGCUUCCACACCCUCUUCUACACCUAUUCCUGCUCUGUCACCACCUACCAAAGUACCAGAGCCAAAUGAGAACGUGGGUGAUGCCGUCCAGACCAAACUCAUUAUGCUUGUAGAUGACUUCUACUAUGGACGGGAUGGUGGCAAAGUAGCCCAGCUCACAAAUUUCCCUAAGGUCGCCACAUCUUUCCGAUGCCCUCAUUGUACCAAAAGGCUAAAAAACAAUAUUCGAUUCAUGAACCAUAUGAAACACCAUGUAGAACUCGAUCAGCAGAACGGCGAGGUAGAUGGUCACACUAUCUGCCAGCACUGUUACCGCCAGUUUUCCACUCCCUUCCAGCUUCAGUGCCACUUGGAAAAUGUUCAUAGUCCCUAUGAAUCUACUACCAAGUGCAAGAUCUGUGAGUGGGCGUUUGAAAGUGAGCCACUAUUUCUCCAGCAUAUGAAGGAUACUCAUAAGCCUGGAGAGAUGCCUUAUGUUUGCCAGGUGUGUCAAUACCGCUCCUCACUCUACUCUGAGGUAGAUGUUCAUUUUCGGAUGAUUCAUGAGGAUACCCGGCAUCUGCUCUGCCCUUAUUGCCUGAAGGUCUUCAAAAAUGGCAAUGCAUUCCAACAGCAUUACAUGAGGCACCAGAAGAGAAAUGUUUAUCACUGCAACAAAUGCCGGCUGCAGUUUCUCUUUGCCAAGGACAAAAUUGAACACAAGCUUCAACACCAUAAAACCUUCCGUAAACCCAAGCAGCUGGAGGGCUUGAAACCAGGCACCAAGGUGACAAUCCGGGCUUCCCGAGGGCAGCCAAGAACUGUUCCUGUAUCCUCUAAUGAUACACCUCCCAGCGCCUUGCAGGAGGCAGCACCACUGGCCUCCUCAACGGACCCUCUGCCUGUCUUCCUUUAUCCCCCUGUCCAGCGCAGCAUCCAGAAGAGAGCUGUCAGGAAAAUGAGUGUCAUGGGCCGGCAGACAUGCCUGGAGUGCAGCUUCGAGAUUCCAGACUUCCCUAAUCAUUUCCCUACUUACGUGCACUGCUCUCUGUGUCGCUAUAGCACCUGCUGCUCUCGAGCUUAUGCCAACCACAUGAUCAACAAUCAUGUUCCACGGAAAAGCCCCAAGUAUUUGGCUUUGUUUAAAAAUUCUGUGAGUGGAAUCAAGCUGGCCUGUACUUCGUGUACCUUUGUUACCUCUGUGGGCGAUGCUAUGGCCAAGCAUUUGGUAUUCAACCCCUCUCACAGAUCCAGCAGCAUCCUGCCACGGGGACUCACUUGGAUAGCUCACUCAAGGCAUGGCCAGACUCGUGACCGCGUGCAUGACCGGAACGUGAAGAAUAUGCACCCGCCUCCUUCCUUCCCCACUAACAAAGCUGCCGCUGUGAAGUCUGUGGGGGCUGCCCCAGCCGAGCCUGAAGAGCCACCAACUCCCUUGGCCCCAGCACUCCCAUCGCCAGCCUCAACUGCGACCCCACCACCAACCCCGACUCACUCACAGCCUUCAGCCCUUCCACCCUUAGCUACAGAAGGAGCCGAAUGUCUGAAUGUUGAUGAUCAGGACGGAGGGAGCCCAGUCACCCAGGAACCUGAGCCAGCAUCAGGCGGUGGUGGUAGUGGUGGAGUUGGCAAAAAGGAGCAGUUGUCUGUGAAGAAGCUUCGAGUAGUACUGUUUGCUCUAUGCUGCAAUACAGAACAGGCAGCUGAACACUUCCGAAAUCCCCAGCGACGUAUUCGGCGUUGGCUUCGACGUUUCCAGGCCUCCCAGGGGGAGAAUCUAGAGGGCAAAUAUCUGAGCUUUGAGGCAGAAGAGAAACUGGCUGAGUGGGUGCUAACUCAGCGAGAACAACAGCUACCUGUAAAUGAGGAGACCUUGUUCCAGAAGGCCACCAAGAUAGGACGUUCUUUGGAAGGGGGGUUUAAGAUCUCCUAUGAGUGGGCUGUGCGUUUCAUGCUGCGGCACCACCUGACUCCCCAUGCCCGGCGGGCUGUGGCCCACACCCUACCUAAGGACGUGGCAGAGAAUGCAGGACUCUUCAUUGAAUUUGUGCAACGGCAGAUUCACAACCAGGACUUACCCUUGUCUAUGAUUGUGGCUAUCGAUGAGAUCUCCUUGUUCUUGGAUACAGAGGUGCUGAGCAGUGACGACCGAAAGGAGAAUGCCCUGCAGACAGUGGGCACAGGGGAACCUUGGUGUGAUGUAGUCCUGGCCAUUCUGGCAGAUGGCACUGUCCUGCCCACCCUGGUUUUCUACAGAGGGCAGAUGGAUCAGCCUGCUAAUAUGCCAGACUCCAUUUUGCUAGAGGCAAAGGAGAGUGGUUACAGUGAUGAUGAGAUCAUGGAGCUAUGGUCAACUCGAGUGUGGCAGAAGCACACAGCUUGCCAGCGCAGCAAAGGCAUGCUUGUGAUGGACUGUCAUCGUGCUCACUUGUCAGAAGAGGUGCUGGCUAUGCUUAGUGCCUCUAGCACUUUGCCUGCAGUGGUCCCAGCAGGCUGUAGCUCCAAAAUCCAGCCAUUAGAUGUAUGCAUCAAAAGAACUGUCAAGAACUUCCUGCAUAAAAAAUGGAAGGAGCAGGCUCGGGAAAUGGCAGAUACUGCAUGUGAUUCUGAUGUCCUGCUUCAGCUGGUGCUUGUCUGGCUGGGUGAAGUGCUAGGUGUCAUUGGGGACUGUCCAGAGCUAGUUCAGCGCUCCUUCCUGGUGGCUAGUGUUCUUCCUGGCCCCGAUGGCAACAUUAACUCACCUACAAGAAAUGCUGACAUGCAGGAGGAGUUAAUUGCCUCCCUAGAGGAGCAGCUGAAGCUGAGUGGGGAACAUUCUGAGUCUUCCACUCCACGACCCAGAUCAUCUCCUGAAGAGACAAUUGAGCCUGAAAGCCUUCACCAGCUCUUUGAGGGUGAAAGUGAGACCGAAUCUUUCUAUGGCUUUGAAGAAGCUGACCUAGAUCUGAUGGAGAUUUGAGUGUUGGGUCAUGAUGGGGUAUGGAGUAGGGGUGGGAACGUGUGAGGGAGGGUAAAGGGGUUUUGGGGAAAGGGGGCAUACCAGGUGGGGUAUUUGGUUUAUAUUUUAUAAUUUUACACCACCACUUGCCCCUGAUGUUGACUUACACUUCCCUGUGGAUUUGUUAAUUAGGAAAACCAAUAGUGAUCACAUCUGAGCCAAGGAGCUGGCCCAUUGGUCAUUUAUUUCUGCUAAAAACAGGUUUUUGUGACUUUUUUUUUAAAUUUAAAUCACUGUGUUUGGUAUUUUUCUGACAAAAUUAAGAAAAAGAAAAAAAAUUAUUUGUGGGCGAAUGUUCAAUUUUUUUGUUUCCCUUUACCUCAAUUGUAUCAUAGUACUUCUGGGUUGUUUGUUUGUUUUACUGUGUGGCCAAUGUCUUUGGGCAUGAUGCUAUCUAAUCAUUGUCAAUGUGAGAACAUUUCUGAAGAUGGGAAAGACAAAUUAUGUAGCUCACAAACUGGUUUAUUAUAUAUAUGGAUAAAAAACUUUUUUCAUUGUGGUCUUAACACUUUUAUAUAAAAAUGAAAAUGGAAAAAAAAAUCCCACUGAACUCUCUCCUUUUCUUUCCUUCCCUCUCCAGAGAUGUUGGUUUCUACAGCAACCCUAGAUAGAAAAUUGUGGCUUUAAAAAUGCAUGAAACCACAUUUAAUUAUCCAGAAUGACUAGAUUUGUCUUUUCCUCACCACCUUCCCUUCAAAACAUGACAUAAACAAUAUUUUUUGCACUUGUGAUCCUUAGCCCCUUUCCCCAUUCUCACACCAUCCAUCACUCUGGACAAAGGAUCAUACAGGUGUUGAUUAACAAGCAAGAGGUACUGAGGGUGAUGAAACAGUUUUAGGGUGGAAGCCAUUCCCAGUUUGAGUGUUCAUCCUGCAAGCCCCCAGGGGCAGUCCCUGCUUUAUUGUACUUCAUCCUGUCAAAUGGGGAGCAUGCCUAUCUAAGGGAUCACUGGUCCUACAACCAGGAGCUAAUCGUUCAAGAAGUUGUGUUGGACUUUGAAAAGACAAGACCACUUGUUGAAAUCCAGUGUACUCUGUGGCUUUCCCCGAUUUCUCUUAAUGCUUAGAGAAGAAUCUAACAGGAAGAAGCUGCACACGGGUGUGCACCAAGAAAAUGACAUCAAUUUUAUUUUUCACUGCCAGCAUCAAGGAAAGAAAAUUUUUUCUACAGUUUGCAUGAGGGAUUUUUUUUAUUGUAUGUACUCAUGGUUAUAAACCAAAAUGUACUGUACCAUACAGAGAAAAAGGAGCAAAAAAACAAGUGUUCUGUUUAUCCUGAGGCUUUCAGCAUUGUUCCCCUCCUGUGAGCCAAGGAGGCAACCUGCACAAGCUUGUAAAUGGUUCGUCUUUAAAAUGUACAUAAGUGGAACAUUUAAUAAAAUGAGGGGAAAUGGAUUUAUAAACUUGUUUUUUUUCUAGGUGACCCUGUUUAAUAGGCUUUCACAGACUGGGGGAUGCUCAAGAUGUAAUGGGCCUGGUGGUGCAGGUGUGACAUUUGUUACCACCCAUUUCUCCCACCCCACCCUGCUUUUUUUGUUUUUCGCUCCCCUCUCCCCGCCCGCCCCCCCAGCACACUAUAAUAUAGUGAACUGGAAAAGUCCCUUCCAGAAGCAGCUUGGCCAGCUUUGUGAAUCCCUGACAUCUGAAAACAACCAAGGAUCCAUCUGGGCUUCUCUUCCCCAGCUUUUUGCCUGAUGCCAUUUUAUUGACAGACUGUGGACUUUGAAGUCAGCGUUUGCCUUUGAGAAAGUUCAAGAACUAUGAUUUGGUCACUUUUAUCUACAACAACCUAAUCCUAAUCUGGUAGUCUCUGCAGCAGCCACAGCCUUAGCAGAGCUGGGGUUCCUGUCCUCUGCACACGAUUGACUUUCUUGAUGGGUAAUUUUUUUUAAGAUCUUAACAGUGGAUCAGCUGGGUUUUGGCCAGGAAGUUGUCUUUGUGGACUCUGCCUGCAUGGCUUAGUAGUAGAAGGAAACUUUUGUUUUGUUUUGUUUUUUAUAAUUCAGUUUAAUCAAUAAACAUGUAUUUAUUGACUAUU